This is a messenger RNA of Aspergillus sclerotioniger CBS 115572, 671 nucleotides long. RefSeq lists its product as uncharacterized. The coding region runs from base 1 to 621 and encodes 206 amino acids. The transcript has 2 exons. NCBI's taxonomy places the organism in Eukaryota, Fungi, Ascomycota, Eurotiomycetes, Eurotiales, Aspergillaceae. The record is from RefSeq and is a predicted model, not a curated record.
AUGGUUCUCGGAAUUGUCAUGAUGGCCGCCAUGCUUCCCACAAUGGUUGGUCUCAAUGAAGCCAGUCAACACACACGCGACCACGAGACAAACCGCCAGCAAUCCUCCCGCAAACAGCGCUGUCAUCUGGUGGCCAGCUGCUCCCUCACGCAAGGCACCACAGCCCAGCGGGAGCAGAUCCAAAACGCAAAGGUGUAUGUGGGUCAAGAAGGCCGGCUGUAUCUCACGAAACACCCGACGGAAGACAUGGCGCCCUUCAAUGGGGGCUUUUUCACACACCCCGAGUUUCCGCCGGAGAAUACGGCCGGGUUGGUGACCAUCACGGGGGAGCAACCCCCCACGCUGCGAUGGGUGUUUCUGGACGCGACGACGCAUGAGCUACGCUGGGGAGGACGCGCUGAAAGUGAGGGACAGGUGGUGGGUCCGUUCGAUUGGACCAAGGAUGAGCAGCGAGUGACGCUGGAGGGGUGGGAGGGCUGGUUGGCAGUGCGGCUGCCGGACGAGAGGCAGGCCGAGGGAAUCUGGCGGGUGUUUUUCGAUCGGAACGACAAUGGGGCGGAUCUGCCGGUGGGGGCGCAGGGGCUGGAGAUUGUUCUGAAGCGGGUGGCCGCGGAGAGUUGAUUUUGGAUCCAUCUAGUCAGCUUAUUCGAAUGAAAGGAAAUGAGAUCAUG